UCUAACAUGCCUUCCUUUGGGUCUGCCUUUUCUGCAAAUGCGACAUUUAUUCGCCCUCCCACCUUUUACAUCAACGGAUUUUACAACAUUCCCCACACAAAGUACUAUUAUGUAUUUCUGUGUUUUGUCUAUGCUGUGACAGUUUUAGGGAACUCUUUCAUAAUGUGUACUAUCUAUCUAGCACGUACUCUCCAUACAGCCAAGUACAUUGCUGUAUUCAACUUGGCUUUCUCUGAUUUAUGUGGAAGUUCUGCUCUCAUUCCGAAGCUAAUUGAUACAUUGCUUUAUGCGAAUCAGUAUAUUUCCUAUGAAGCAUGUCUGGCAAACAUGUUUUUUGUUUUGUUUUUUAUGACCUUACAGUCUCUUACUCUGCUUGUACUGGCCUAUGACAGGUUGGUUGCAAUAUGUUUUCCUUUGCGGUAUCAUGACAUUGUUACUAAAGCAGCGAUGACUUUGAUCAUCGGUGUUACGUGGAUUUUCUCUAUAUCAAUCAUAGCACUUCUUGUAGCUCUGAUAACCAGACUGUCCUUUUGUAGAUCCACUACUAUUGACAGCUACUUUUGUGAUCAUGGCCCUGUCUAUGUUUUAGCCUGUAAUGAUUAUUUUUUAAACUAUCUCAUGGCUGUUGUCAGUUUUAUUGUACUGGCUUGCCUCCCAAUGGUAUUAAUAUCUGCCUCAUAUAUUUGUAUUGGUAUUGCCUUGCUUCGAAUUUCACACGGAGUUGAGAGGAAAAAAGCUAUGAAAACCUGCACCUCCCACCUUAUUUUAGUGGCAAUAUUUUAUCUCCCAUUUUUUGGAACUAACGUUGCUUCUCUUACAUCAUCCUUACAAGCAAAUAAUAGGAUGAUUAACUCUGCUCUGACACAGACUAUUCCACCUAUGUUAAACCCCAUUAUAUAUACACUAAAGACAGAGGAGGUCAUGCAGGCAAUUAAAAUGCUCUACAAAAGAGCAAAACUAUCCCAAGUCUCAGUAAGUAAAAGUAAAUAA
Messenger RNA from Trichomycterus rosablanca, 990 nucleotides. Its product is annotated as olfactory receptor 1E16-like. Bases 7 to 990 code for a protein of 327 amino acids. Gene Ontology annotation, molecular function: G protein-coupled receptor activity; olfactory receptor activity; odorant binding. Gene Ontology annotation, cellular component: membrane. Lineage: Eukaryota; Metazoa; Chordata; Actinopteri; Siluriformes; Trichomycteridae. The transcript has 2 exons. The record is from RefSeq and is a predicted model, not a curated record. Gene Ontology annotation, biological process: detection of chemical stimulus involved in sensory perception of smell; G protein-coupled receptor signaling pathway.